AUGACAGACGGAGAGAAACCUAAUGUGCCUGUGAAGGCCCUAGCUUCGCCCAAUAACCCUCCAGAGUCUCCAACUACAGCUCGGCCUUUGGAUUUUGACGAUGAACCUCAAGAGUCUGGCGUGGUUGCAGCACAAACAUCCGCCGCACCAUCCUCACAGCAGACACCGAGCAACGAUGAACCCCCCCCAAAACCACCUCGACCGCUCAGCCCCAUGCAACAGGCCGAAAAUACUUUGAAGGAAGUGUUUCCUAGCAUUGAUGCUAGUGUAAUAAAGGCGGUUUUGGUAGCUAGUGAUGGGAAUGUGGAAAGAUCAUUCCAUGCGCUGCUCGGCAUGUCGGACCCCAGCGCGCAAAUAGACCUGCCUCCUAUGAUGCCCCCGCGGCCGCCCAGGAAGGAUUCGCCCACCCAGCGACAGCUCGAGGCCGACGAAAUGUAUGCGCGCCAACUUGCGGAGCAUUACAGUGGAGCUUCCCAGCGUUAUAGAUCCCCCAACUCCUCAUGGGAUCAUGAACCUCAUUUGCCACGACAAUCAAGGGAAACAGGCCUGAAACCAAAUGAACUUUAUGAUGAUAGAGAGCAUAACUUUUUUGAUGAUGAUUUGCCUAUAAUUAAGGAAAAUAUCCGAAAGGGGUUCUUGGAGACGCAGACAAAAGUUACCAGCUGGGUUCAAAAUUUCAAGAAGAAACUCGAGGGCGACGAGGAGGAUGAGUACGGAAACACCCCACCUCGCCCUACACAGGGAUACGCUCAGGGAUACGGAGAGAGCCAAACCUAUCGAAUGAAACGGAGCGGGGAUGGCAGGCGAAGUGGUGAUCGUGAGAGGUACGAUGCGGAUCCCCAGGUCCUGGGUGAUGAUUUCUCCACGCUAGAGCUUAGAGAUUCCGAAGCUGAACCGCCCCGGUCAACACGACCUCUGGCAAACCCCGACCUUUUCAAGUCAAGCUCCCCAUCCCAUGAUCGACGAAAGGUCUCCUUCCAGGAAGGUCCUCCGGAAGAAAUCAGUGAAAGUUACCGUCCAGGCUCCGGCUCGAGCAACAACAAGCUGUCCACCGGCGGGAACAAAUCCAGUAAAUGGCAACCACUCUCUGCCGUUGAACCUUCUCCCGUUGGAGACAAUGAUCCUUUCAGCCUAGGCGACAGUGACGAUGAGAGGGAAAUCAAGAAUAAGGAUCUCAAGCCCGAUGAAACGGAGCAGGUGAGGAAGGCCGCAGCUGAAGCUAAGGCGGGGGAUAUUGGGUCCGAUCCGCCAAAGGCUGGAGACAAUGAUAACAAAAAGGACAAUAAGCCUGCGGCGGGACCUUAG
This is a messenger RNA of Paracoccidioides brasiliensis Pb18, 1305 nucleotides long. RefSeq names its product ubiquitin-binding protein CUE5. The record is from RefSeq and is a predicted model, not a curated record. Gene Ontology annotation, biological process: ubiquitin-dependent protein catabolic process. Gene Ontology annotation, cellular component: cytoplasm. Gene Ontology annotation, molecular function: ubiquitin binding; ubiquitin conjugating enzyme binding. Bases 1 to 1305 code for a protein of 434 amino acids. The transcript is spliced from 5 exons.